AUGACUGUUGGCGAAAAAAGCGAACUUAUCGCUCUUGUGCUGCGUGUCGUGCCUCAAAAACAAAAUGCUCUGGGGCACGACCGACUUGCAAACGAUGCCAAGAUAAAGAUGUGCCAUGUGUUAACGCCUUUGGUUUCCCACUCGCCUAGAAAUAUUGCAUCAAGUCAGACCAGUGCUCUGGCAUCCUUGGAAGCUCUGUCUCCUUCACAGCAGCCGUUUGCUGCCGCGGAAAGACUGGAGGUGCUCUCGUCGCCUCUAGAUUGGUUAUCUUUGUCCGAUCUUCCCUCGCCGGCUAGGAUCAGAAUACUUGCUGAUGAAUAUUUCAACAACAUUCAUCCUCUUCGCGCGUUCACAUUCAUCCACAAACCUGCAUUUCUGCAAAGGUUGGACGGAGAUCUGUCCAACGAAUACCAAACUCAUGCCCUUCUGCAUGUCAUUUGCGCACUUGGAGCUCAAUUCUUUGCGUUGAACUACAGUGAGACAAUUUCAGCUCUUUCACCAAAGCUUGUACUUUCUGCGGGCUCGCAGUGGGCCAAGAUAACUCAGCGGCUUAUACUUGAAGCAUUGGAUACAGUUACAAUUGAAAACUUGAUGGCUGCUGUGCUGCUGCAUGACUAUGCGGUUCGCAUGGGCAAUUUCGCGAACGCGUUCAUGCUGAGUGGGAUCACCACUCGUAUGACGCAGGCCCUACAGAUCAACCUCGAAUACAACACUGACAUUUUGUGUCACGAUACCGAAGAGGGGCUUUCAGUGACUGAGAAAGAGUCCCGGAGACGUCUUAUGUGGAGUUGUUAUAUCAUGGAUGCACUUGUGGGUAGUGGAGUUGAUCAGCUAACCCUGAUGGAAGAAAGGGACAUAAAGAUUCAACUUCCAUGUAACGAGCGGAAUUUCAUCCAACAAGUGCCUUGUCUUACCGAAACUCUUGCCCCAGGCAGCUGGCUCAAGAUAUUACCCGGCCACGUUGAGACCGACACCCUUCUCCCUAAUAUGGGGAUCAUGGCAUACUUCAUCCGACACAUCUCGAUUCGGAAAAGAGUGCUGAGCAGAUAUAUCAAGCACCUGGGGAAUGCAAUGGUGCCUUGGGACCCCAGAUCGGAGUUCUCGGUCUUAGAUUCAGAGUGCAGACUGUGGUAUUCCUCACUGCCUCCCAGUCUACAAUUUUCACCAGAGGCGAUUUACAUUCGCAAAGAUACGUCACAGUUGGGUGCUCUUUGUGUACUACACUGUGCACAUUACCAAACUAUUUGCGACUUGUACCGACUCGGGGCGCCAGCUCUCUACAAGCUCCGAGCGGCCUUUGAAUUUCCACCCGAACAACACGAAUUUCUUCGCCACCUCCAGCAGGUUCUUUUCGACGCCGCCCGGGCUUUGGCAAGUAUUAUCGGACAGACUGCCCGCCACGGUCCCCGAAUGUUAGCAGACUCCUGGCUCCCGACGAUUGUGUACGACAGCUGCCGUAUCAUGAUAUACCACUUGACACAAGUCCUCGAUCCCGAAUUGGAAUCAACGAGGCGUUUGACUUUAUCUGCAAUUCCGCUGCUUCGAAGUAACAUUGGUGCACUCAAGUUGAUGGGAUCUCUCAACGCGAUUGCAAACACACUGUGCUCAGCGGCAGAAACGAUGCUCGAUCGGUCGGGUGUUGAAUCGGAGGUGAUUUGCCAAAACAUCAUUCCCGAUGACCCAUAUCAACCCAACAAAGCGGAAUACCCAAGCGAGCCCUUAUUGGAGCCUCCUAUACAAAGUGCCCCCGAUUACGUGCUGAAUCCGUUGACUAUCUUUCGAAUGGCGCGUAAAUCGAUCCCAGAACGACAUGCCCCAGAGACUGCUCGUACCUCUUCUGCGCCCAGUAGUAUACUUCCUGAUCAGAGCGAUGAGGUUGAUAAGUCAUCCUGUGGAGGGAAUAAUGGAUCGGGUGACGUGCCAGAUGAGCCAGGGCUGGGUCAUGCGAGUUUAGAAGAGUUGCAAACCUUGUUCAUGUCUGAUUUGGGAUGGGCAUGGCAACCCGCAGACACUGCGGUUGGUUCAGGAACUGAAGGUGCUGGUUUAUUGCCAUGGGCUGGAGGAAAUCCCUCUACUCAAACGGAGUCAUGGCUUCCUGUUUUCCCUUUCCCUCAGAAUUGA
Molecule: messenger RNA, 2121 nt
Organism: Penicillium brevicompactum
Lineage: Eukaryota; Fungi; Ascomycota; Eurotiomycetes; Eurotiales; Aspergillaceae
Product: fungal specific transcription factor domain-containing protein
Exons: 8
Coding region: 1-2121 (706 amino acids)
Biological process (GO): DNA-templated transcription
Cellular component (GO): nucleus
Molecular function (GO): DNA binding; zinc ion binding
Source: RefSeq, a predicted model, not a curated record